Molecule: messenger RNA, 6052 nt
Organism: Bactrocera oleae (olive fruit fly)
Lineage: Eukaryota; Metazoa; Arthropoda; Insecta; Diptera; Tephritidae
Gene: RN-tre
Product: Related to the N terminus of tre oncogene
Source: RefSeq, a predicted model, not a curated record
AUCUUCUUAUUGAACUUUCUACUGUCAUUCGUAUUAACUGUCAGUGCUGUCAAAUAAUUCUCUAAUUCCGAAUGGUUUUUAGCAUUGUGUUGCGCUGGGGAAAGUAUAAAAAAUUAAGAUUCGUAGAAAAUUUUGUGUAAAUAUUAUUAAAUAUAUAUGAUAGAAUGAGCAAAAUAUAUGGAAAUAUUGGAUUAAUUAUAUUAAAUGUGUGACCGAUGUGAAUAUAAGUGCGAAAGAUAGUUUUUUUUUGGAGGAAUUACUGCACUGUUAGCAAAAUAGGAGAAAUUUUGAUGACGGCCAAGAGUGUGUGCGUAUGUGCUUUUGUGUGUGAGCUUGUAUUGUUCACGAAUAAAAUAGCAUAAUUAAAAGAUGUAAAGGAAGUUAAAGCGAUAAGAAAAUAAAUAUUUAAAAUUAAAAAGUUUGCUUUCUGAGUAUUAUUUAUAACAGAGGCAAAACUUAAUCGAAUAUAUGAAAAUUCGUUAAAUAGUUACAGUAGCUUUCUUAAAGCUUAAACUGAUCUGAUAAAAGAGCGGAGUGGCUGUUAUUAAAGUUAAAGCGGGGGCGUCAUUUGUUUCAUCUUGAUAUCAGUAAAGUCCUAUGGCUUAAAAAUAAAAUAUAUAAUGUAAAAACAAUUACAGGCGAUACUAUUAUCCAAUUUCCUCAGAAAGUAUGAGCUGGGGCUUAAGCUGAACAAUGACAUCAAUGGCCAAAAUCUACCAAAAAACCAGAACAACAUCAGAUGCAUUUAAAUCAUUAUUUGCAAAUAUUAAUAUAUCGUGCUCUUGCAUUAUAUGCAGAGAUAUAUUAUUUUUGUAAUAAAAAUAAUAAAGUGAAGCCGAUACUACAUCAACAAUCAGUCAUUCCAAAGUGUACAACUUAACUUAUAACAGCCUUCAGAGUUCAGUGCCACAGGCUAUCGCUAAGCGCCCGCACAAUCGCUUCUUGUUUAGUAAAAUAUACAAGAAUUAAAGACAAAAUUUGCAACCAUGAAUUCAACUGUGUACACCAAUAGUGUCACUAUCAUCAGCAGUAACAGCAAUAGUCACAAUCACAAUAACAGCGCCAACAUCAACAAUAUUACAAUUACAAGUAACAGCAAUGCGAAUAAUACAAAUAACUUGCCUGCCUCCACACCCGUAGCUACGAAUCAUACAACAACUACGCACAUAACAGCAACAACAAGUAGCGAUACAACAGUUCUAACAGCGACAGCUGGAGGUGAUGCAGCAAAUGUACCGCUUAUGACCAAUAAUACAAGUAACAAAAGCGUAGCAGCGCUUGAUGAACAAGAGGCGUUACUACAACGUGCAGCAGAUGAACGUGAAGCAAUUUUCAAUCGUUACUCUUUGGGUUUGGAUCCUACGAAUGUGGUCGACCCUUGGGAGAAUCCCACAUUUGAGCUCUACCAUAUUACAGAUAAAUAUGGCUUCAUGCACGAUUCCCGCCUGCCCGACACCCGCGACUCACAGGAGCUGCAGCGUACCAAAAUCGAAUUGGAGCGCGACAAGAAAUGGAUGAAAAUGCUUGCCAAUUGGAAUCCCAAUAAUGAGAAAGUGCGACGACGUGUCUUCAAAGGUAUACCAGAUCGUAUGCGUUGGCCAGCGUGGAAAAAAUUGCUGAAUGUUGACGAAUUGAUUGCCGCUAACCCAGAUAAGUAUGCGUCUAUGUUGGCAUUGGCGCGUAAAUACUCCACCGAGGUGCGUCAAAUCGAUUCGGAUGUAAAUCGACAAUUUCGUGAUAAUGUCGCCUACCGUCAACGGUAUAGCGUUAAACAGUGCUCCCUCUUCAAUGUGCUAAAUGCGUAUAGUAUAUAUAAUCCAGAAUUGGGUUAUUGUCAGGGUAUGGCAUGUCUGGCCGGUGUGUUAUUGCUAUUUAUGCAGGAGGAAGAGGCAUUUUGGGCGUUGAAUCAAUUAAUUAUAGAUCGUAAAUAUGCCAUGCACGGCCUGUUCAUAGAGGGCUUCCCCAAACUGACGCGCUUCCUUGAACACCACGAUCGGAUACUGACGAAGAUGAUGCGUAAAUUGCACCAACAUUUCAUGAAACACAAUGUCGAUGCUAUUCUAUACUCGAUUAAAUGGUUCUUUGUGAUCUUCGUGGAGCGGAUACCAUAUAGUUUAGCUUUGCGCGUGUGGGACAUUUAUCUGUUGGAGGGUGAACGUGUCGUCACUGCGAUGGCCGUCACCAUACUAUAUUUGCACAAACACGAAUUGUUGCGUCUCAAAGAUAUGGACUCAAUUAUUGAAUAUUUGCAAGUGAAAUUGCAUAAGAAUUUCGGUUACAACGACGACUACGUAAUUGAGGCACUCGAACGUAUGUUGAAAAAGUUGAAAGAAUUAAAAUUGGAUGUGGCACCACAGCCAAAGGCGAAUGAAUUCCCUGUUCGACCAUUGGGACAAUUCGUGGAGGCGGAUGUUGAAAAAAAGAUCGGGCGACGGCGUUCCGAAUAUACCGAUACAGAAAAACAAGUUAUAACUGAUGUGAUAUUGAGAUCUGAACAAAAUGCAGUAGAAGUACAAUCAACUAUGUCGUAUGAGACCUCUGAAUGCGCUACCGUAACGCUAAACGUACCCGAGGACUCGCACUCAAUACGAAGUUCGCUUGCAGGUACUUCGGUGGCCUCGCACGGUUCGUCGGAGACAUUCUCGCUGGAGGACAAUAAUAUUCACUUAAAGACGGCUAACGCCUUGCAAAAUACGCCACAACGUGAAAUAUUGCUUCUGAGCACCACCUGACGACAGGCAAAUCUCGCGGCAGGGACAGCGACUACGUCCACGUCGUGUACAUCUAUAACAGCGGCGAGCGGCGGUGUGUCCGGUACCGUAAUGAAUACAUCUACUUCCACAUCGUCAGCAUCGGUCUCGGCGUCAGCAACGCCAACAAAACACUUUACAGUAUCGCCUUCAGCAACACCACCGCCGCCGCCAACUACAACACCAACACCAACACCUACGCCAACGCCAACACCAACGCGUCAACAGCCAACAACUGCACACACUGCUAUGCCGCCGAUGUCUAUGUCGCCUUUACGACGCGCAGGCGGCGGUGCUGCGCUGUCAAUUGGAUAGCAGCCGCAGCAACAACAAAAGCAUCAUCACCAAGUGACGCAAAAAUUAGGCGGCAUUUAUCAUAUGCGUUCACCAAACGGCACAAUUGUCGAGGAAGAGUGUGUCCAGGAGCAAUUUAGCAAUUCAUAAAUUCAACCAAAUAGAAUUACCAAUCGAAAGUGCUUUCUUUUCCACGCAAAUACAGUGAAGGUGCGGAUGGUAAUCAUAAGAAUUAAAUAUUAUUUACUUUUUGUUAAACAAAACAUUUUCAAAUUGUAAGUACAUAGAAUUAAUUGUACCUUCUUAUUUUUCUUCCUUUCUUUUUUUUAUUGGUGCUUGUUGUACAAGAACUUUGUUUAGAAUUAAAACCUUUUCGUAUUACCUUUAAGAACGACAUUUUGUAUAUUGAUUUUCAUAAAUAUUUCAUUUUUAUUUAUGAUUACAAUACAUUUUAUAAUUCGAGCUUUGCAUGAGAAAUUAAAAAGUCGCGGAUUAAAUCUCUAAGUAACAACCUGUUUCUAUAUAACACUUUUCGCAAUAAAAUAAUUGGCAGAUUUAAUUUUGAAUAAUGUAAUCUUAUUCUUAAGCUAGUUUGAUCCAAAGUUUGUAUUAAAAGGUUACAAAAAACGGCAUAUUUUUAAUAUUUUUUUUUUUAUAUAAAAAGUUAUAUAUUUUAUUCAAACUUUUCAUUAUUUGAAGUAUACAUAUAUAUUUUACAAAGAUUUUGUGAAGUUUUCAAUUCGAAAAUUUCAAAACUUGGUCAUUACAACGUCGUUUUCGGCAGAAGAACUUCUUACAGGAAGUCUCAUCAAAAGUAAAAAAGCAAAAAAUACGUGCUUUGGUUAAACCCAUAAACUAGGUAUUGAAUGAAGGAAAAAUAAAAAAGUGGAAAUUUUAUUUAUGGCAGACGUUUUUACAAAAAAAAUUAAGAUUUUCUUAAAUUAUUUUUGUUUUUGUUAUUUUGAAAAGUUGUAAUUGAACAAAAAACUUCUUCGUUCAAGACCUGGUAAUUAAAUAAUUAUAUCUCGAAGACCUGUGUAAAAUUUCAUUAAGAUCAGUUGAGUACUUCAUGAGAAAUAUUGACAACCGACAUUGAAAACAGUUUCGAGAAAAACGCGUUUUAAGUGGCUAUAUAGCUGACCUCGAGCACGCAACAUUUCAAGACUAAAACUCCAAAACUAUUACUCGGACCAAUAUUCUAAAGAUGUUAAAGAAUUAAAUAAGGAUUUUUUUUUGUUUUGAAACCGUGAAACCGAUGUAACCCCUUAAGUCAACAUCAGUAAACUCGCAGUCUGUAAAUUGACUGUUAAAAUAUUACAUAGUCUUACUUUUGAAACCAAAUUAAAAUGUAAAUUUUAAGAAAUUUAUUUGCUCAUAAGUUUUUUACAAACUCUGUCCGUUUAUCCGUUUAAGCACUUCCUAUUAACGGGAACAUCAAAAUUUUGAAUGAAAGACAUCAGAGCGACUUAAUGUACUGUUCAUAACUUGUCAGUUUGACUUCAUAUUUACAAUAUUUAUUAACUAGUUUAAAUAAUAACCUCAAUCAUUCCCCAAAUGCUUUUGAAGUAUGCUGUCAAGUUAACGGUCCUUGGUAGGAAAAAGUUAGUUACAGGCUGUUCUACUUAGCCUAUCCUCAUAACGCUCAUAAUCGAGUCCUUUGUCUUAACACUUAUAUUUCCUUUCUUUAAGGCAUUUACACUUUCUGCAAAAGUUUUUUAGAAUACAAUUCCAUUCCUCAUAUGUAUUGUAUAUGUGUACCUUUUUUACUUUAAAAAGUAGUAUUAUGUGCUACGUUUCGCAACAUUACAAAUACACAUCUUUACAAAAUUUUAGCAUUUUUAUAUGUAAAAGUAUGCAUUAUACAAUUUUUUAAAUAUUUUUUUCUAUAGCAAACAUGUAUGGUAUUAAAUAAAGUUAAAAGCUCUUGCAUGCAUACAUACAUGUUACAAAUUUAUAAGAAAUAACAAAAGUUUUACUGUUCUUCAAUAAAUUUAGAAUGCAAAGCAAUAUAGGCGAACCACUAAAUAGAUGGUAUAACUCAAAACGUUUACAAGUUCAAUGGCAUAAACGCAUACAUAGUAGUUACAUACAUACAUACAUACAAAUAGACAGGCUUGCAUUGCAUUUAUUAACAGCAAGUAAAAUUCAAUGCAAAUGAAGUAUAAAAAGUGGAAACUUUAAAUAUUCACAAAUGUUAAGCCAAAAUUUACAAAACAGCAGAGUUUAAACCAUUUACAGUUCACAGUUAAAGAAAAAAUAAUGUUAGUUGUAAAUUAUUAUUAUUAAAUAUUGAAAGUGAAGAGUGAAAAACGCACUGCAAGUGGCACUAAUGAUUAACAAAAACAAAACAAAACAAAAACGUUAAUGAAUUACGUCCAUUUAUAAGAGAAAUAAAAUUACAAAACGAAUGAGAAUAAAAGUCAAUGUGUAAAAAGCAAAUAUUAGCAAUAUACAUAUAUAAUUAUAAUACGCAAAAUUGAAUUGAAAUAAUAUAAUUUUUAUAAAUAGUUUAAUAAUUUGUGUUAUACAUAUGUAUGUAUUGUAUAUUUCUAUGCUGUACUGGAAUUCUUCAUGGCAGUGUCCCUAUGAAGAAUUAUUUUUUAUUUGUAAUAUUACUUUUUAAGUAUAUAUUUGUAUAACUAUUUAUGCUUAAGUCACUAAGUGUGCUAAAUAUAUGCUUACGACAUGCAAAAACAGUUCAGAUAUGUACAUAUGUGUGUACAUACACAAAGAAGCAUGUAUAUAAAGAAAUAUUUAUUUUAAAUUUGGCGUCUAAAAGAAAACAAAAAUAUAUUUUACCAAAGUGAUACUCGCUAAUGUUUAUAUUUUCAAAAAUUAAUAUGCAAAACUCAAAGAAAAUAAAACACUUUAUAAAAGAAAAAUUACCACACUUUGUAUACAUAUGUAUGUGCGUAUACUGCUAUACGUACUAUAGUGCUUAUUUACGUUAAUAUUUAAAGACUAUCAUUUCUAAAGUCAAUAAAGACAGCAUUUGCUAUAAUACAAAA